Magnusiomyces paraingens is the source of this 1347-nucleotide messenger RNA. RefSeq lists its product as uncharacterized. Gene Ontology annotation, biological process: L-tyrosine biosynthetic process. Gene Ontology annotation, molecular function: NAD+ binding; prephenate dehydrogenase (NAD+) activity; NADP binding. The transcript is spliced from 4 exons. The coding region runs from base 1 to 1347 and encodes 448 amino acids. Lineage: Eukaryota; Fungi; Ascomycota; Dipodascomycetes; Dipodascales; Dipodascaceae. The record is from RefSeq and is a predicted model, not a curated record.
AUGGCUAGUUCGAAAAACAGAUCGGUUGUUUUCCCUCCGUUUGAUGAGGAUCAGGUUUCAUCAUGGAAAGCGACGCGGUGGAUUGGCAUCAUUGGGCUUGGAGACAUGGGCAAGCUUUAUGCUACUAAGUUUUUGAGUGCGGGGUGGAAGGUUUGUGCGUGUGAUCAAGAAUCCAAGUACGAUGGACUCGUGGAGGAAUAUAAAGACUCCGAACUUAAGAUCCUGCAUAACGGCCACUACGUGUCGCGAAUGAGUGAUUAUAUUAUCUAUAGUGUGGAGGCUGAGAACAUUCACAAGAUUGUUUCUCUCUACGGGCCUUCAACAAAGAUGGGCGCAAUUGUAGGAGGUCAAACCUCAUGCAAAGCACCUGAGAUUUCUGCAUUUGAAAAGUAUCUUCCUGAAGAUGUUGAUAUUAUUACGUGCCAUUCGCUGCAUGGUCCCAAGGUUGCAACAGUGGGCCAACCACUUGUACUGAUCAACCAUCGGUCGCGUGGGGAAGACUCGUUUACAUUUGUACGGAGUGUUUUCCGAGAGUUUGAGUCAAAGAAUGUUUAUCUUUCAGCAGAGGAGCAUGAUCGGAUUACAGCGGAUACCCAGGCAGUGACACAUGCUGCAUUUUUAAGUAUGGGUGUAGCAUGGCAGGGCAAUAAUCAGUACCCAUGGACAAUUCCCAAAUGGAUUGGUGGGAUUGAGAAUGCCAAAGUAAACAUUUCGCUGCGCAUUUUUUCUAAUAAGUGGCAUGUGUACGCUGGACUUGCCAUUACAAACCCUCACGCACACCCGCAGAUUUUGCAGUAUGCGCAGUCUGUGACGGCGCUGUUUAAGCUGAUGAUUGAAGGCAAGAGCGAUGAGUUACGGGCGCGGCUGUUUAGUGCACGGGAGGCAGUGUUUGGGCAAUUGCAGAAGUCUCAUAGUUUGUUGUUGCCAGAUGAGUUACUUGAGCGGUACUCUCUGAGCAAGAUUCCUCCGCAGGGCAAGCGGGCCAAUUCACAUUUGAGUUUGCUUGCGAUUGUUGAUAGUUGGUAUCAGUUGGGGGUGAAUCCAUAUGAUCAUAUGAUAUGCUCGACACCUUUGUUUCGGAUUUGGUUGGGAGUUACGGAGUAUUUAUUUUGUACAGAGGGACUUUUGGAGGAGUGUAUAAGUGCAACAGCUGAGAAUAGUUUCCGCGGAGAUGACUUGGAGUUUUGUAUAGCGGCGCGGACGUGGAGCGAUAUUGUUGCACAUGGGGACUUUGCAUUGUACCGAGCGACGUUUGAGCGUACGCAGGCAUACUUUGCACCGAUGUUACAGGAAGCCAACAAGAUUGGUAACGAGAUGAUCAAGACGAUUUUAAAGAAGACAAAUUGA